This is a messenger RNA of Columba livia (rock pigeon), 2207 nucleotides long. RefSeq names its product IST1 factor associated with ESCRT-III (gene IST1). The record is from RefSeq and is a predicted model, not a curated record. Gene Ontology annotation, biological process: protein transport. Bases 334 to 1431 code for a protein of 365 amino acids. The transcript is spliced from 10 exons. NCBI's taxonomy places the organism in Eukaryota, Metazoa, Chordata, Aves, Columbiformes, Columbidae.
GCGGCGGAACCUCUGCGCCGGGGGCGGGCGCCGGCGGGCGCUUGUCGGGCGUACUCCUUGCGCUAUUGGUAGGCAUAGAAUCCUUCCGCUGGGUCACUUAGUCCCUUAGCGCCGCUCUCUUUGCUCGUGCCGCAGCCGCUCCUUCCCCGGCCGCCGCCGCACCGGUGCGAACGCCGUUCUGGCGGCCUGGCCUCCGCAGGGGCCGCGCCAGCUCGGUCGUGUCCUGGGAGGAGCGGGGAAGUGCCGCCCCGUGGAUCCCUCCGCACGUGGUGCGGCUGGACCGCCAUUUUGGGUGGCUGAAGCUGCGCGGAGCGGCGGCCGGAAGUUUUUAUCAUGUUGGGCUCUGGGUUCAAGGCUGAGCGCUUGCGAGUCAACCUGCGCCUUGUCAUCAAUCGCCUCAAGCUGCUGGAGAAAAAGAAAACUGAGCUGGCCCAGAAGGCAAGGAAGGAAAUCGCAGAUUAUCUGGCAGCCGGAAAAGAUGAGCGUGCCAGGAUUCGUGUGGAGCACAUCAUCCGUGAAGAUUACCUUGUGGAAGCCAUGGAGAUCCUGGAGCUGUACUGCGAUCUGCUGCUAGCCCGCUUUGGCCUGAUUCAGUCCAUGAAGGAGCUGGACUCUGGCCUGGCAGAAGCAGUGUCUACACUGAUCUGGGCUGCACCACAGCUCCAGUCAGAAGUGGCUGAGUUGAAAAUUGUUGCUGAUCAGCUGUGUGCCAAGUACAGCAAGGAGUAUGGGAAGCUGUGCCGGACAAACCAGAUCGGGACAGUCAAUGACAGGCUGAUGCACAAGCUGAGCGUGGAGGCACCGCCCAAGAUCCUGGUGGAAAGAUACCUCAUCGAGAUCGCCAAGAACUACAAUGUGCCCUAUGAGCCUGACUCGGUGGUGAUGGCCGAAGCCCCGCCAGGCGGAGAGGCAGAUCUGAUUGAUGUAGGAUUCACAGAUGAUGUGAAGAAGGGUGGCCCUGGAGGGGGAGGAGGUGGUGGAUUUACAGCCCCACUGGUUGGUCAUGAUGGACUUGUACCCAUGCCAGUGAUGAUGCCCAUGCCCAUGCCAACUCCAAACCCACCUUUCUCCUACCCGCCUCCAAAGGGACCGGAGAACUUCGGUGGCCUACCAGUGGGGACUUACCAGCCUUUCACCAACAUCCACCCACCACCAAUUCCAGCAGAGCCACCAACAUAUGAGUCUAUUGACGAGCCUAAUGCUGACAAGGAUGCAUCUGCGCCAGGGGCUGAGCCUGGGCCCAAGUCAGAAGCUUCUCCUAAACCAAAAGUUGGAGCUCCUAAUACCUUUGAGAACUUUGUGCUGCCUGAAUUACCAUCCGUGCCAGAUACGCUGCCAACAGCAUCUGCCGGUGCCAACUCUUCUGCCUCUGAAGACAUUGACUUUGAUGAUCUUUCUCGGAGGUUUGAGGAGCUAAAGAAGAAAACAUAAAACUGACUGGGCUGUAACUCCAAUGUGAGGGGCAGGAGCUGUGGAAGCUGUUUCUCUCUGGAACAGACUCUCUUGAUAUUGGUUUCCUGUAUUAACCUUGAAUGAACACACUCCUCUUUUUGAGCUCUCUUCUUGCUGUACUUACACCAGAUGCUGUCACUUUCCCAAUCUUUGUUGCUCCAGGAGGUGAACUGUGGGGAGUCUUGUGAGACUGGAACAGGGAACAGCCCGUGGGUCUAGGUAGCUGUACCGGAAUGCUGUGCGUGAUGUCCCGGGUGCCAUUCCUGGCUGCUCCUGCACAGGAGGGAGGUGGAGCCUGGAGGGGAAUGGGGUUCUCCCCCUGCGCAGUCUCAAGGGCAGCAUCUUCCACAAGCUGGUACCCUGUGUCAUGAGAGUAACUGAGUCAUUUUGGUGAGAGCUGUGACUAACUGGGGCGGGAGCAGGGAACAGUGGUGCUGAGGAGCUGUGGCGCUGCCCGAGCGUGUGCAGCGUGCUGGUGCUGCCGCUGUCCCCAGCUGUGGCUUGCAGCUGUCUGGCUGUGACCUCGGCAGGCUCUGUCGUGCUUGGCAGCGCUGUGCCUACUGGUUCAGCCGUGUUCCCUGAGCCUGCUGGGGCUCACUGACCCGAGGGCCGCACCGGGGAGCUCUAGUGAGAGCCAGGGCCGUAGCUGCUCCCCUUGUGCUGCAGCCCUGCGCAGGGCCCUUUCAACAACUUUUCCUUGACUUUUAUUUGAUUUGUAUCUUGGGGUUGGUUCCUAAUAAAGCCGAGGCUGUGAA